Naegleria fowleri is the source of this 1161-nucleotide messenger RNA. RefSeq lists its product as uncharacterized. Bases 1 to 1161 code for a protein of 386 amino acids. The record is from RefSeq and is a predicted model, not a curated record. Gene Ontology annotation, molecular function: protein binding. Lineage: Eukaryota; Heterolobosea; Eutetramitea; Acrasida; Naegleriidae. The transcript has a single exon.
AUGCAAAACCAAAGUCGCUUGAUGGACCUCAUCCAACAAUGUCCUCAUGUAGCGAGUUUAUCGGAGGAAGAGCAACAGGCUUUGAUCAAACAGGAGAAUUUCUUGAAUCGUAUUCCUCACCCACACAUGUCUGUAAUAUUGAAUCAACAACAUGAUGUUCCAAAAACAUGCCCAUACAUUUCAUCAGUUUCCGAUACCUCCACUUUAACUGACACAAGCAAUAAUCAACAACAAGAAUUGAAAUGUCCCUACCAAUCUUUUUUAAAUGGAGAACAAUCUGCAACUGCAAUGAAAGCCUCUGAUUUCAAAUGUAACAAAUGCUCUGCCUAUUUGAUUGGCUGUAUGAGCUCCAAAACAGAAACUCUUUGUAAAUAUUGUUAUCAAGAUUUAAUGAAUACCAACGAAGGACAACAAUCAAAUUAUGAAGCUGAUGAUUUUAAGCAGCACCUAACAGAUAGUUAUGUUGAAAUAUUAUUUGAAAGAAAUGAGAAUGAGAGGAGCAAAAACAACAAUUCGGAGCUCGAUGAAGUAGAGUUGAAAUUACGAAGAAUUGAAUUUUAUAUUAAUUUAUCAAAACAAGAAUAUGCGUUAAACAAAAACUGUGGCCCCUAUUGGAUGGAAAAAGCAAGAAGUAUUGCGUUCAAAGACAUUUUCAUUGCCACUCAUGCCAAAUCUGAGUUGUCUCCAAAGCUACUGAUUUUGUUUUGUAUUGUUUCUGGUCAUUUAAGCGACAUGUUGCAAACUACAGUUUCGAAUGACUUUUCACAAAUUGCUGAAAUGUUGGAAGAAACUAUUUCUACCGUCAACAGCGCAUCAAGCAUAUUGCAGAAUCCAUCCAUAAAUGAUAGAGAAGAAUUGGCCAAGGUGCUCUCUGUCACCUCCAUCAAAUUGGGGGAUCUCUUCUUGUACAAAAUGAAAAAUUUAGAACGAGCCAAGCAAAUUUAUGAACAGCUGAUUUCGAGCAACCUAACUGUGGAGAGUGUAGUGAUAUCUCAUGCUAAAAUGGGCGACCUGUAUGUGCUGAAUGCAAACCACAGAGAAAAAGCAUUACAAUGUUACCUUCAUGCUUUAGAGUUUUUAAAAACCAAUGCUUCAAUUCAAAACAAGAAUGCAACCUUGUAUAAUUGGAUUUCAUCAAAAAUUCAAAAGAUGAGCAAUUAA